Messenger RNA from Fusarium pseudograminearum CS3096, 1482 nucleotides. RefSeq lists its product as uncharacterized. The transcript has 3 exons. The record is from RefSeq and is a predicted model, not a curated record. Gene Ontology annotation, biological process: protein processing; GPI anchor biosynthetic process. Bases 1 to 1482 code for a protein of 493 amino acids. Gene Ontology annotation, molecular function: mannosyltransferase activity. NCBI's taxonomy places the organism in Eukaryota, Fungi, Ascomycota, Sordariomycetes, Hypocreales, Nectriaceae. Gene Ontology annotation, cellular component: glycosylphosphatidylinositol-mannosyltransferase I complex; endoplasmic reticulum membrane.
AUGCGUGAGCGCGUAACUUUUAUUCACAAUGACUAUAGUCUUGAUCCUGAGGCUUUGGAUAACCAAGAUGCUGGGUUAUUAGGGCCUCAGAUCGAGACCGUUCGUCAGGACAAGCUCACUAUUCCUUUCGGUGAGCUGCCUAGCGAGCUCACCGACAUACUUCAAGAGUAUGAAGCUCUUCAUAUUAGAUGGGCAAGUCCUGUCAAGUCGGAGACAAUGGAUCCUUUCACCUCCCGUAUCUCACCGGGACUCCACGUCUAUGCCACUCCAGUCUUGCCAAACUCCUGCAACCCAACAAAACUCUGUAGCUGGCUUCAGAGAUUUGGCCCACUGGACUGUUCCAAACCAGAGGCCUUUACCGAAUUUCAGCAAAGCACCUCCGCUUCCCCUAGCUUCUCUUUCUACGAAGCACUUGAGGAUUUGCAUUCUUUCAUAACCACUAGCUCUCAAGAAUUUUGUCCUGAGCUCGAUUCGGUCUGCAACGCUCGACUACGUAGUCUAUUGACGGCUACUGGCCUGGAUUUGUCUUUUGAUAAGGCUGCCAAUGCUCUUGUCGUCUCGGCGUUAUGGCCUCUUCGACCUCAAACUGUUGCAGUCCCUGCAUCUAGUGCGAGGAGAGUAGAGGUUGGAAUUUUUGUCAAUGAUCAAUCGCAGCCGAACAUGAAGGAGAACGAGCUGGGAGUUGCUGGCGUCUUGUCUGUACUUGGUGACCAGAAGAAGCCUUCACCAACCAUUUUUACUUUUCCUGCACGACAUCGUCGAGAUGGAUCAGUCUUCACCUCCAAGUUUCUCACGCCUACAGGACUUCACCCAACUUUACAACUCAGCUUCAACUCUAAUAAGCUUCCCAGCGCCGAUGGCGAGUGUGCGCCCUACGCGUUCUUGACACUGCCCAGGACAAUCUUUGCGGAUCGGUAUCAACUAGGCGAUGAGUUGUUCCUGGCGUCCAAGAAUCUCACCGCUUUGCGAUACACAACUCUUCCCGUCGACCUGGAAGCUCCAGCAUACACUGCUGAGACGUGGGGCUCCAGCAUUCUUCUUGGUCUCGCGCCGCCUGAUCCCAGCACAGAGAAGCCAUGGAGCGUUGAAAUCCCGCUACACCUACGAUACCUCAAGCCUUCGGCGACUGGCCAAGUCGAGAUUGAGAUACCUUAUCCCGCAGUAUUUUGGGCAUGCUCCUCAGAAGAAGGGACCUUGGAAAGCCCAUUCGACAGGCUGCAUGUGGGAUACGAUGAUUUGUUCCCUCGUGACACCGUCUUUUGGCAUGCCAACCCUCAACCGGAAGGCGGCAGCAGACUCAUGAACAGAGUCACGGUACCUGUGCUUGAUGAUGAUGGAGUAGGUUCUAUCAGGUCAGGCACAGCCAUUGCUGUUGCGAUUGGCUUUGCUUGGGUUAUGUGGAAGUUGGUCAGUGUCAUGCUGAAGCCUGACAGAACACCAGCUGGUGUCACAAAGGAGACCAUGCAAAAGAAGUCUCACUAG